This is a messenger RNA of Salvia hispanica, 980 nucleotides long. RefSeq names its product protein LIGHT-DEPENDENT SHORT HYPOCOTYLS 6-like. The record is from RefSeq and is a predicted model, not a curated record. Lineage: Eukaryota; Viridiplantae; Streptophyta; Magnoliopsida; Lamiales; Lamiaceae. Gene Ontology annotation, biological process: mRNA transcription; response to light stimulus. Gene Ontology annotation, cellular component: nucleus.
GCCCGCCGUGGUGUUGAAUAGUAAACCUGAUGAAGGGGCCACCAUGUGAUUGCAUUCUCUCCCUCUCCUUACAGUUUAGCCACAAAGUCAUACUCACUCUCCAAUUACGUUUGCUCUUUUACGUCCCAUCACUUCCACUCUCAAUCCUUCUCUCCCCAUUCACACGCUCCUCCCAAUCAACAAUUAACAAUCAAAAACAUCGGUAUAUAUCAUCGAUUCGAUCCCUCCAUCUAUGGACUCCGCAUCCGCACCCGACCCGGGCGAUGCGGGGCCGUCGUCCAAGGAGUCAACGGCCCCUCCCAGCCGCUACGAGUCGCAGAAGCGGCGAGACUGGAACACGUUCCUCCAAUACCUCAAGAACCACAAGCCGCCGCUGACGCUUGCGCGGUGCAGCGGCGCGCACGUGAUCGAGUUCUUGAAAUAUUUAGACCAGUUUGGGAAGACCAAGGUGCACUCGACCGAGUGCCCCCACUUCGGGCAGCCCAGCCCCCCCGCCCCGUGCGCCUGCCCCUGCAGGCAGGCCUGGGGCAGCCUGGAUGCCCUCAUCGGCCGCCUCCGCGCUGCAUACGAGGAGCAUGGAGGCAAGCCUGACUCCAACCCCUUUGGCGCGAAGGCGGUCAGGAUUUAUCUCAGAGAAGUCAGAGAGAGUCAGGCCAAAGCCCGGGGCAUUCCUUAUGAGAAAAAGAAGCGCAAGAGACCGGAUCGCGGCGCCAGAGGAGAUGAUGGCGAUGGAGGAGGAGAGUUGACCGUUGGGGUAUAAUUGAUGGUCGAAAAAUAUCCACUACAAAAAACUCGCCUUUUACAUAGUCUGACACUGUUAGCAGCGGAUUGGCGACGAUGAGGAUGAGAUUCCUCUACCGUUACUAAAGAAGUAAGACAUGGUACUGUAAUUAUAAGUUGCUUCCAAUUUCUUAUAACAUUUUUAAUCUCUUACAUUGUGCUUCCCUUAAUUGUAAAUAAUGGAUUAUUAUGUUUAUAUA